Molecule: messenger RNA, 1821 nt
Organism: Sinocyclocheilus anshuiensis
Lineage: Eukaryota; Metazoa; Chordata; Actinopteri; Cypriniformes; Cyprinidae
Product: G protein-activated inward rectifier potassium channel 1-like
Exons: 3
Coding region: 232-1755 (507 amino acids)
Biological process (GO): potassium ion import across plasma membrane; regulation of monoatomic ion transmembrane transport
Cellular component (GO): plasma membrane
Molecular function (GO): G-protein activated inward rectifier potassium channel activity
Source: RefSeq, a predicted model, not a curated record
UAGUACAGAGAUGCUACAGUAAACUGACAUUAUAGUAGCCACGCGUCUUCCUGACUGCAUUUACAGUCCAGAUUUACACGAGGGGAAAAAUUUGGCAGCGAGACCUUGCCCUGCCUCGCGACCUUUUUUCAUCUACUUUUGAAAGUGGAAAGGCACCAAAGCCAUGCUACAGAGAAAGUAAGUUUCCUUUUUGUAUUUUUAAGAUAAUAAACUCCCAAAUGUGCUGAAGUUAUGGCAGCGCUAAGGCGUAAAUUUGGAGAGGACUACCAGGUGGUGAACACGAACAGAGGCUCGACUUUCCCGAGCGCGCCGGUCAAGAAGAAGCGCCAGCGGUUCGUGGACAAAAACGGACGCUGCAACGUCCAGCACGGGAAUCUCGGCGGAGAGACCAGCCGCUAUUUAUCUGACCUAUUCACUACUCUGGUGGACUUGAAGUGGCGCUGGAACCUUCUCAUUUUCAUCCUCACCUACACCAUCGCCUGGCUGGUCAUGGCCUCGAUGUGGUGGAUCAUCGCGUAUAUAAGAGGGGACUUGAAUCAUGGCCAUGAUGCUUCGUACACUCCGUGCGUCGCCAAUGUUUACAACUUCCCUUCGGCGUUCCUCUUUUUCAUUGAAACCGAGGCGACCAUUGGCUACGGUUACCGCUAUAUAACUGAAAAGUGCCCAGAGGGCAUCAUCCUGUUUCUGUUCCAGUCUCUGCUGGGCUCCAUAGUAGACGCGUUCCUCAUCGGCUGUAUGUUCAUUAAGAUGUCCCAGCCCAAGAAGCGCGCGGAGACGCUCAUGUUCAGUCAGGACGCGGUGAUCUCACAGCGAGACGGAAAACUCUGCUUAAUGUUCCGCGUGGGCAAUCUGAGGAACAGCCAUAUGGUGUCCGCGCAAAUCAGGUGUAAACUCAUAAAGUCUCGUCAGACCCCGGAGGGUGAGUUCCUGCCAUUGGAUCAGUGUGAACUGGAUGUGGGCUUUGGAACAGGCGCUGACCAACUCUUCCUGGUCUCUCCCCUCACCAUCUGCCACGAGAUCAAUCCCAAGAGCCCUUUCUUCGACCUGUCCCAGCGCUCGCUCAUGAACGAGCAGUUUGAGAUUGUCGUCAUCUUGGAGGGUAUUGUGGAGACAACGGGUAUGACAUGUCAAGCUCGUACCUCGUAUACAGAAGAUGAGGUGUUGUGGGGUCACCGCUUCCUGCCUGUCAUGUCUCUGGAAGAGGGCUUCUUUCGGGUGGACUACUCCCAGUUUCACAGCACUUUUGAGGUUCCCACGCCACCCUACAGCGUGAAAGAAUAUGAGGAGAAAUCGCCGCUCCCCUCCCCACUGGUCACGCCGCACAGGGAACGAGUGUUUUCCAUGGACUGCCUGGAAGCAGGUGAGGAUGGGGCGCAUCCCGGAAGCGCUUCUUGCAAGCUGCCCAGCAAACUCCAGAAAAUGAGCUCGUCUGGUAGAGAAGAUCUACAGAGGAAGGUGCUACGCUUGAGUUCGCAGCAAUCCGAAAAGGCUUCGAGCACAGGGGACCUUCCUCUUAAACUACAGCGCCUCGGCUCCAGCCCUGGGCAGGUUGAUGGAGAGGCACGAUUCCACCUCAAAUCCCUCAAGGUGGGUUUCCAGCCCAUGGCCAUGUCCACGGGGGACCUCCACCAGAGAAGUCUGCCUCCCACCCCAGCGGCCAUCCCCACACACCCCCCCGGUCCUCCACACACGCCUGGUGGCCGUCCAGAGGACAACUUGCCUCCCAAAUUAAGGAAGAUGAAUGCAGAUCGCUGACCUAGAAGUGCUUUUAAAACUUUCUCCUAAUCUGAGAGCAGUUUUCUGUGUUUAUGUACAAUAAAA